AUGUGUGUAAAAAGAUACAAAAAUUUCCAAUAUGGAGGCAAUAAGGAAAUCAAAUUUGCAGAGUUUCAAGGGACUUCAAUGAACAAAAAUCAGACAUCGAAAGAAAUAGAUCGAUGGAAAAACAAAAUUCGGGAGAGAACAGAACAGUUUAUGAAACAAUACCCAAAGGUGGUGGAAAUGGAAAGUGAUGAUGAUGAUGAUGACGAGAUUGAAGAAGGGUGCGGUUACAAGAUAGCCUACGAAAAUGUGAAAAUUCCCGAUGAAGAAACGCUGAUCAUGCCAUAUGUCAAUGAGAAUGUGGACCAUGAUAAAAUUGCGGAAAUUCUACAGCAGACCUAUCCAUCAAUCGUCGGGUAUCAUAAAAACGAAUAUGACAUUUCGGAUCGCUGCUUCUUCCACGUUAUGAAGAAAUGUCUGCAAGAGGUAAACAAGUACAAGUUGGAUCCAAAAUUUUUUUAUCACUCUCUUUAUUUGAUUUUUCCAAUCAGAGGGUCAGCAAACAAAAUGUCUCAAAUAUUUCCCACCUUGGCCGAAAAAUUCGAUGCAAGACUGGACGCCCUCACACUGGAACCAUGGAAGAACGAUGAAACAGAUACCAAAUCUUUCUCUUCGCAUGGGAACCAUUUUUCCUAUUGUGUGCCUUUGCCAUACAAAGUGGACGAUAGCAAUUGCAAGUCUACGGAAUGCUUCAAAAGAGAAGACCGAACAACUCCGAUAGAUCGCAAGGAUAGUGAUCGACUUCAAAUAUUUGUGAAAAAAUCAGUGAAUAUCAAAGGACGAGAACAUUUUCUUCCCUUCAUGAAUCAUCUGUUCUCAACAAAAGAUCCCGAUUUUUGUCGGGCUGCGAAGAAGUUCGAAACUUUGGGAACUUGUAAAGAGCUCCAUGAAUUUGUGCUUGGAUUAGAAAUGCGUAUAACAGAACCAAUGGAGGCGUUCCCAAGAAAAUUGUCUCCUAAUGAGCGUUAUCGGUUCCACGAACGACGAGAAGAUGUUGAAAAGGAAAUAGCGGAGAAAUCAGAACAAGAGCUCGAGAGUUCACCCGCCAAUCCAUGUACCCACUUUGGUCCUUGUGGACCGGGAAACGAAGAUUGCUCGUGCAAAAACUUCUGCAGUCCAUUUUGUCAAUGUGAUAUCAACUGCAAGCUACGAUUCCAGGGUUGCAAAUGCAAACCAGGGGAGUGUGGAACUAACCGAUGUCACUGUGCCAACCAAUGGUUGGAAUGCAUUCCCGGUCGAUGCACCAACUGUUGUUCUGAGGAAACGAAAGAUAGCAACGCUCAAAAACUUGUUUGUAAAAAUUCGAUUCUGAGCAGAAAGGCGGUUCCUUGUUUGCUAAAAAGCGGAAAAUCGAAGAUCGCUGGAACCGGGGCAUUCCUGACCGUUGAUGUUGAGAAGGGUGAUUGUGUGGGCGAAUAUAUAGGCCACCAUAUCUCGAUGGAAGAGACGGAACGGAGAGACGAACUGUAUAAAUUUGCAGCCAACAACUACUUAUUCCAAUUACCAAACGGACAAGGAAAUUUGGAUGGUGCUUUGAUAGGAAACGCAACAAGAUUCGUUAAUCACUCUUCCGAAAAUCCGAAUCUAAGCACCACUUACCGCAACAUGUUAAACGGAAAUUCUCACAUCUUAUUUAUUGCUGAGAUGGAUAUGAAAGCAGGAACAGAAGUGACUAUUGAUUAUGGUUACCCAAAGGAGUGUGAGAAAGUGAUGUUCACUUAUAAUCAUGAGAAAAAAGCUCAAAAAUAUAUUGAUGAAUAUGAUGAAGAAUGCCAAGAAAUAGAAAAAGAACAACGAAAGAAAAAUCGAAAAAGUUACUGGGCAUCAUAUAUGGCCAUCCAACCAAUGGAAAUCGUAAGCAGGGAGAUUGCAAAGUUCGAACCUGAAAUCCUUACUUCAAAUGCUGCUUACUAUGGAAUCAUCAAUCUGUCAGAUCCUUCUCAAGUCGUUUUCAAUGUUUUAUCCGUCACCUCUGCCCCAGUUGACAUUGUUGUCACACUUCUUUGCCGUUGGAGAACUAUAGCAUACACUCGCAAACAUCAUCAAUCGGAAGCUCUUGAAAAACUUCACAAAUCUCGGGAGUUGGUUUUCUCUUGCCAGACUAUCGGACCUCUUAUGUGA
Caenorhabditis briggsae is the source of this 2118-nucleotide messenger RNA. Gene Ontology annotation, biological process: chromatin remodeling. Bases 1 to 2118 code for a protein of 705 amino acids. The record is from RefSeq and is a predicted model, not a curated record. The transcript has 11 exons. Lineage: Eukaryota; Metazoa; Nematoda; Chromadorea; Rhabditida; Rhabditidae. Gene Ontology annotation, molecular function: protein binding; histone methyltransferase activity.